Molecule: messenger RNA, 3870 nt
Organism: Microthlaspi erraticum
Lineage: Eukaryota; Viridiplantae; Streptophyta; Magnoliopsida; Brassicales; Brassicaceae
Source: the annotation of a GenBank genome assembly
AUGGACGGAGCUCCUAGAGGUCGUGGCGCGAGAGGGCGCGGUGCUAGAGGUCGUGGCGGCAGAGUUGGCCGUGGCGGCAGAGCUGGUGGUAGAGCUGGAGGUCGAGCAGGCCGAGGUCGUGGUCGUGGACUUCCGGAGGAGUCGGGAGAGAGUGCGGCACCGAGUGUGCAUACUGCGUCGGUGACCCAGUCAGUUCCGUUGGCGGGUGAUGCCAGUGCGAGUGUUGGUUUGGGAGCGGGGGCUGCUCCGGGUGGGGGUGGCGCUCCGGCUCCGGGUCGUGAUGACUUAGUGGUGGGGUUGCUGACGCAGCUGUUGGCUCGUUUUCCGCCGGUGGUUCCACAGGGGGCUCCAGGAGUACCGCCAGUGGCAGAGGUGCAGCAUGUUGCUGCAGCGUUGCGCAGCCGGAGGCUGUGGAUGCGGGAGUACUGGGUGGAGUUAGCGGUCCACUAUUUGAGUGGCGAUGCUCAUUUGUGGUGGCAGGCCGCGGUGGGCCGGAGGGCAUUUUGGACUUGGGGCGACUUCCUUGUGGAGUUCAACGCCAAGUAUUUCCCGAGGCAGGCUCGUGAUCGUCUUCAGAUGCGGUUUAUGGGCAUUGAGCAGGGUUCGCGUUCUGUACGCGAGUAUGAUGAGGAGUUCAGCCGUCUGUUAGUGCAUGCGGCUUUGGUAUGGAGGUCUGAGCAUCAGUUGACGAACAGAUUUCUGGAGGGACUUCGCAAGGAUAUUCGGACUCUAUGCAGGAGUAGUAUGCACACUUCGAGGGCGAGUCUGGUAGAGUUGGCCGCGUCGGUUGAGGCGGAUCUUGGUGGGCCAGUUGGUCCGGUGGCUGUGCCGUCAGCAGUUGCUUCUGCUACCCAGCCUCGGGGUCAGCAUCAGCAGCCGCGACAGCAGCAGCAGCAGCAGCGCAGAGGUGGUUCGAGUUUCAGUUCUGGUUCUGGCAGGGGCGGUUUGCCUGCGCAGGGUCAGAAGAGGAGUAGAGAGGAGUUUUCUGGUGCUAGUCAGUUUCCUCGUGGUUCCGUUUUGGGUGUGGGAGUACGGAGCAUCGUGUUUCGAGUUGUCCCAAGAGAGACCAGUAGCGGCUCAGCCAGUGAGUCAGAUCGCAGCAGUGCAGCCGUUGGGUCAGAUUGCACCGGCGCGCGGGGUUACUCUUCAGUGGAGACUGGCGGGACUAGUCAGACCGGGCAGAUCACAGGGACCUUGUUAGUGGGCGGUUUUGAGUCCCACGUUUUAUUCGACUCUGGAGCAUCGAAUUGCUUCAUUACACCGGAGCGUGCCGAGAAGAGUGGCAUCCGGAGUAGCGCGGGCGAGAGCGCGGGCAUGGUCAAGGUGGCGGGAGGUGGAUUCUUGUCUACUUUGGGCCGUGCUAGAGGAGUCGAGAUCGAGAUUGCGGGGCAGUCAAUGCCAGCAGACUUAGUCAUCAGUCCGGUGGAGCUGUAUGACGUUAUUCUCGGGAUGGACUGGUUGUCACACUACAGAGUUCAUCUGGAUUGCUACAGAGGUAGAGUGGUCUUCGAGCGAGAUGCAGGGAGGUUGGUUUAUCAGGGAGUGAGACCGACUUCCGGGAGUAUUGUGAUAUCUGCUAUUCAGGCCGAGCAGUUGUUAGAGCGGGGCUGUGAGGCGUAUCUGGCGACGAUUUCUAUGUCUGAGUCAGGAGCUGGAGUUGUUAUGGGAGAUAUUGAGGUUGUCCAGGAUUUUGAGGAUGUCUUUCAGUCACUGAAGGGAUUACCACCAUCUCGGUCUGAUCCUUUCACGAUUGAGUUAGAGCCGGGGACAGCACCGAUAUCGAAGACGCCUUACAGGAUGGCGCCAGCUGAGUUGGCAGAGCUGAAGAAGCAGAUAGAGGACCUUUUGUCUAAGGGGUUCAUUCGACCAAGUGUUUCACCGUGGGGAGCACCGGUGUUGUUUGUGAAGAAGAAGGAUGGAGUUUCAGACUUUGUAUCGAUUACAGAGAUUGACUUGGCAUCGGGGUAUCAUCAGAUCCCGAUAGAUGAGGCAGAUGUCAGGAAGACUGCUUUCAGGACGCGUUAUGGGCAUUUUGAGUUUGUGGUUAUGCCUUUCGGUUUGACUAACGCGCCGGCAGCCUUCAUGAGAUUGAUGAACGACGUGUUCAGGGAGUAUUUGGAUGUGUUCGUCAUCAUUUUCAUUGAUGAUAUUCUGGUAUACUCGAGGAGUCAGGAGGAGCAUGCGACUCACUUGAGGUUGGUUCUGGAGAAGCUUCGGGAGCAGAAGCUUUUUGCUAAGUUGAGCAAGUGCAGUUUCUGGCAGCGAGAGAUGGGAUUUCUUGGCCACAUUGUUUCUGCAGAGGGAGUUUCUGUGGAUCCGGCUAAGAUUGAGGCUAUCAGAGAUUGGCCUAGACCUAGUAGUGCCACCGAGAUCAGGAGUUUUCUGGGUUUGGCAGGAUACUACAGGAGGUUCGUCAAGGGGUUUGCUACCAUGGCGCAGCCGAUGACGAAGUUGACCGGGAAGGAUGUCCCUUUUGUUUGGUCAGCUGAGUGUGAGGAGAGCUUUAGUCAGCUCAAGGAGAUGUUGACUACUACACCAGUGUUGGCGUUACCCGAGCCAGGGAAGCCUUACAUGGUGUAUACAGAUGCUUCAGGCAUUGGUCUUGGUUGUGUGCUGAUGCAGGAGGGCAGAGUGAUAGCAUAUGCUUCGAGACAGUGGCAGGGCAGUGAGCGUAACCGUCCUACACAUGACUUAGAGUUGGGAGCAGUGAUCUUCGCGUUGAAGAUUUGGAGGUCUUACUUGCUAGGUGAGACAGUACAGGUCUUCACGGAUCACAAGAGUUUGCAGCAUAUCUUCACUCAGCCGAUGAUGAACGCGAGACAGACGCGCUGGAUUGAGUUCUUGGCGGAUUAUCAGGUGAGCAUUAACUACCAUCCGGGCAAGGCUAACCUAGUGGCGGACGCGUUGAGUAGACGGAGGUAUGAUUCCGCAGUUGAGCGAGAUGUGGAGUCUCUAGUUGGCGAGAUCAGUACCUUGCGUUUGUGUGCCAUUUCGCAGGAGCCUUUGGGUUUAGAGGCAGUGGAUCAGGCGGAUCUACUUAGCAGGAUCAGAGUUGCUCAGCAGAGUGAUCAGAGUUUGCUAGAUGCGACGAGAGUGACUGGUUCUGAGUAUGAGGUCUCUGCGAAUGGGACUAUCUUGGUUCGUGGGCGAGUUUGUGUGCCUAAGGAUGUGGAGUUGAGACAUCAGAUUUUGGGAGAGGCUCACGCGAGCAAGUUUUCCAUUCAUCCGGGAGCGACCAAGAUGUACCAUGACCUCAAGAGAGCAUCAGGUUCCGGGUGGUCUUUUGCAGAGUUUACCCAUUCCGAGUGGAAGUGGGAUAGGAUUACGAUGGAUUUCGUGGUUGGACUACCUGUUUCGAGGACUUUCGAUGCUAUCUGGGUGAUUGUGGAUCGGUUGACUAAGUCUGCACAUUUCUUGGCCAUCAAGAAGACAGAUGGAGCUGCUGUCUUGGCUAGGAAGUUUGUGCGAGAGAUUGUGAGGCUGCAUGGAGUGCCAGCUAGUAUUGUGUCAGACCGUGAUCCCAGAUUCACUUCAGAGUUUUGGAGGGCGUUUCAGGCAGAGAUGGGCACUAAGGUGCAUCUGAGUACAGCUUAUCAUCCGCAGACAGAUGGUCAGUCAGAGAGGACUAUUCAGACUUUGGAGGAUUUGCUGAGGAUGUGUGUGUUGGAUUGGGGUGGCCAUUGGGCAGAUCACCUGAGCUUAGUUGAGUUUGCAUACAACAACAGCUUUCAGGCGAGUAUUGGCAUGGCUCCAUUGAGGCUUUGUAUGGGAGGCCAUGUAGGACACCCCUAUGCUGGACCCAAGUGGGGGAGCGCAGCAUGUAUGGAGCUACUUAUGUUCAGGAGACGACAGAGAAGGUUCGUGUUGUGA